UCGACCUUGUCGAACCCCCAAAUCCCCAUACCUAGUCCUGCGAGCGCACACACCACUCUCAGAAUGCUCAACAACAUCCAAGCAGAUGCCGAGGUCAUUAUCUCCUCAGCUCUCAACGGCAUCGGCGGCAACCCCUACGUUGGUAUAUCCCUGAACCUGCCUACCAUCCUUCCAGUCAACUUGAUUCCAAGGAUUCCCGGUGUCCAGCCUCCAGUAGUAUGUAUCAUCGUCCCGCCCUCCGCGCAUGAUGAAUACUUGAUCAUCUCACAUUCCUACGUUGUGCAGUUCGUGAUCAAGCGGGUCGAAGGUGACAUAUACACACUUACCACCAAUGGGAUGCAAGUCAUAGAGCUGGAAGGGAGGGUAUUUGCCGCCGUGGAGCACGCCCCCCAAGAGUGGGUGAUUAAAUACAGAGAACUUCAAGAUGCAUACACGAUCACCAAGAGACUUCCCGUCCCCGAAGAAAUUGGAUGGAUCGCUCCGAUCGAUGGAGAAAACGCGCAGAUCCGUGUUGGACCUCUCAAUGACACUCCGACAGCCCCACCUGGCCAAUACCCCCUUGAGGAGUUAUAUAAGUUCCAAUUUCCUUCACUGUAAGCGAUGAAUCGGAGUGUCAAAGUGCCAUGAUGAGCACGUUUGUCGGUGUAAGAAAGUACAGAGUGUCGUGUAAAUGUUGAACCACUGUCGUCUAGGUCAAUGAUUCCGCAUGCCAAAUAAUAUGUGUCAGUGAGGUAUGACGCCAUUCCUGAC
Messenger RNA from Pisolithus orientalis, 750 nucleotides. RefSeq lists its product as uncharacterized. The coding region runs from base 64 to 597 and encodes 177 amino acids. The record is from RefSeq and is a predicted model, not a curated record. The transcript is spliced from 3 exons. NCBI's taxonomy places the organism in Eukaryota, Fungi, Basidiomycota, Agaricomycetes, Boletales, Pisolithaceae. Gene Ontology annotation, molecular function: serine-type endopeptidase inhibitor activity.